GUAUUGAAUAAUUGAUUUCAAAAGGGAGGGGCGGUUCCUAUCAGAUCUGAGCAUAAUGACUUUAUAUAAUUAGCACGCAGCGCUGAAAAAACCAUUUGACUGUGGGAGUUUUUUCUUUUUUUCCCCAUCUCAUGUAGAGGGAGGGAGCUGCGUGGAGGCAGACUCAGCAGAGGGGCUCAUUUGAGAGGAACAGCCGCAGCCCGUGCAGAUACAGACAUACUUCUGCUCUGACAUCAGCCAACACUGAGUACAGCCGCUCAUGAUUUGAGGACAUCUCUCCUGCUCGGCAAGGUGAGAGUCGUGGGCGCUAUUUGCAUCCAACCACAGACUAUUUUCACCCACUCUCGAGAUCCGAAUAGCGGCUGUUUUUUUCCGGGCUUUCUUCGGGGACGAUGAGGAGCAGAAGCGAAGUUUGAGAGACUUCAGGCUGAUAACAGAAAUUUACGCUCUGCGUCGAGGCGGUCUGUGUUCAUUAUCGCUUGUCGUGGCGUAAUCUUGCACGCAGGAGAAGAAGGAGUGGUAUUUCUUCUGUUUCUGGUUUGUAGUCUUUUCUCCUGAAGGAUGGUGCUGGACAAGGAGGAGAGUGUGUCUCUUGUGUCCCUCCAGUCCAGAGAGAAGCCAAGAGGAUGCGCUGGCUGUAAUGGAAAAAUCCGGGACCGCUUCAUGCUGCAGGCACUUGACAGGUUCUGGCAUGAGGACUGUCUAAAAUGUGCCUGCUGUGACUGCUGCCUGGGCCGGGUGGGCUCCACCCUCUACACCCGGGCCAACCUCAUCCUCUGCCGCAGAGACUAUCUGAGGCUCUUUGGGGUGACGGGGAACUGUGCAGCCUGCAGUAAGCUGAUCCCUGCCUUUGAGAUGGUGAUGAGAGCCAGAGACAACGUCUACCAUUUAGACUGCUUUGCCUGUCAGCUCUGCCGCCAGAGAUUUUGUGUGGGAGACAAGUUUUUCCUCAAGAACAACAUGAUCCUGUGCCAGCUGGACUAUGAAGGAGGCCAUCUUAAUGGCAGCACUGAGAGGCAGCCGCAAUAAGAGAUCAGGAGAAGUACCACAGUGAGCCAGCUGGACCAUGAAACUCACAGCAGCACACUCUUCAUCAGCCUUUUGCUUCAGACUGAACUCCGUAGGGUGGGGGGGAAAAAAAAAAAAAAAGAUAGGGCACAUUUGCAGCCCAUGUUUGAACUCUUUGCUAUAGAGCUGCAUGGUUGCUUCCCUAAAAACUGAACUAAAAACAUUUCUGUUCGCUUGGAUUAGAAAGCAUCCAGGAAGAGAAAGUGAAGAAAUGCCUAAACCAUCAGGAGGAUGUUUUCCAGAGAACUUGCUGUGAUUGUUGAAAAGAAAGAAACGGUUUACAGGUCAUUUGUUGAGUCAGUUUCACCAAACGUGAAACAUCUAAAGGAGUGAAGCCAAUCACAGAACCAACAAGCUGAUUUAAGAAAGAAGAGCACACAGUUUCCUAUGAUGGUGAGAUUGCUCUGCCUCCCCCGUCUCUCCUUAAAAA
Messenger RNA from Melanotaenia boesemani (Boeseman's rainbowfish), 1498 nucleotides. RefSeq names its product rhombotin-1-like. The record is from RefSeq and is a predicted model, not a curated record. NCBI's taxonomy places the organism in Eukaryota, Metazoa, Chordata, Actinopteri, Atheriniformes, Melanotaeniidae. Gene Ontology annotation, cellular component: nucleus. Gene Ontology annotation, biological process: positive regulation of transcription by RNA polymerase II. Bases 562 to 1029 code for a protein of 155 amino acids. The transcript has 5 exons. Gene Ontology annotation, molecular function: DNA-binding transcription factor binding; transcription coactivator activity.